Dicrocoelium dendriticum is the source of this 662-nucleotide messenger RNA. The record is from the annotation of a GenBank genome assembly. NCBI's taxonomy places the organism in Eukaryota, Metazoa, Platyhelminthes, Trematoda, Plagiorchiida, Dicrocoeliidae.
CAGCUCACUGAACAGUCACUAAGGAGGCGAAGUUUAGUGGGAACACCUUACUGGAUGUCACCCGAGGUGAUAAGCCGCAAACCAUACGGCACUUCUGUCGAUGUCUGGUCAAUGGGCGUUUUGCUCAUUGAGAUGGUGGAUGGCGAACCCAGUUUCUUCAACGAACCGCCAAUUCAUGUAAUGCGUCGAAUUCAGUCGGACGCCGUGCCCCAUUUGUGCAAUCCUCACCACUCAUCCAAAAGACUCAAUCUUUUCCUCCAACGCAUGCUUGUGCGCGACCCAGCCUGCCGAGCGACUGCGGCACAGUUGCUAGUUGACCCAUUUCUGGAAUUGUGUGGACCUCCAGAAUGCCUGCUGCCUUUACUUCAAGGAAACUGAUUUCAUGUAUGUCAGUGCAAGAAAUAUCCUCAAUUCGGACCCAGGCCCUCUAUUCGAGUGCUGACUGUAUACUAGUUUUUGCGCAUUCCGUACAAGUUUUACGCAUAUCCGCAUUGUACAAAAGCUGAAAUAUUUGGCAAUCAGAUUAUCAUCUCUUCUCUAGUGCACACAUACUGCUGCGAUCAUAAUUGUGCUUUAGAAAGAGAACUGUGACGCUUCAGAUUAACUAACAUUCAGAAUACUGUACAGAUAAUGGUUUGCCAUGUUUAAUUCAUGUUUCUUAU